Messenger RNA from Drosophila suzukii, 3730 nucleotides. The record is from RefSeq and is a predicted model, not a curated record. Lineage: Eukaryota; Metazoa; Arthropoda; Insecta; Diptera; Drosophilidae.
CAUAAUUUUUAUUCGGCCGAAUACCAACAGUUUUCUUAGUUUUUCUAUUAAUCCGAACGAAAAGUAGCAUACAUCUGAGCGUUUUCGCUCGCUUAAAACCUAAAUAAUUUUAGAAAGAAUCUUCUUUCAAAUAAUACAACAAAAAAAUAUAAAAAAACAUGAAAAACCAGUUCUUUUUGAGCACCUUUAACAAAUAACAUACUUUUAACAAUCGACGAAAUUCUAACAAUAAUCAAAUACAUGAAUAAAAGUGCGUUCAAUUACAAAUGUUACCUAAUUUUAAGUGAAAAAAGUGCAAUCUAGAGCAAGGGUUUGAAGCCAAACAUAACGUUAACAUGCAAAGUAACAGUGCAAAAGAUGAUUCGGAUGAAAUGGAAAUAAUACCAUCCGAACACAAUGGUACAGUUCACGACAACAAAAAUGAAGACUCAGGUGAUAUCCACAGGGCUGAAGAAAACCAGAAGUCCAAUAUCGACCCAAAUCUAUAUCUGUACGAUGAUGAUUUGGAGACCAGGCCCCAUAUAUCAACAUUCAUUUCAUCAAUUGCCAAUUAUGAAAACACGAUACCAGCGGCCACCGAUCCCGAUGCAAAGCCGGCAGCUCCAUCGGCUCGAAUGGGUACCCUAAUUGGAGUGUUCUUGCCAUGCAUUCAAAACAUCUUUGGUGUCAUAUUGUUCAUUCGGUUAACAUGGGUUGUUGGAACGGCUGGCGCCGUGUGUGGAUUCUUAAUUGUUCUGACCUGCUGCUGUGUGACAAUGCUUACUGCGAUCUCGAUGUCGGCCAUUGCAACGAAUGGAGUGGUUCCGGCGGGAGGGAGUUACUUUAUGAUAUCACGAUCCCUGGGCCCUGAAUUCGGUGGAGCGGUGGGAAUGCUGUUCUAUACGGGAACCACUUUAGCGGCGGCGAUGUACAUCGUUGGUGCCGUGGAAAUCGUAUUGACAUACAUGGCGCCGUGGGCAUCAAUAUUUGGGGACUUCACCAAGGAUGCAGACGCGAUGUUUAACAAUUUCAGGGUCUACGGCACUUUGCUGCUCAUUUUUAUGGGACUCAUUGUGUUCGUGGGCGUGAAAUUCGUCAAUAAGUUCGCGACGUUGGCCCUGGCCUGUGUCAUUCUGUCGAUAAUAGCGGUGUAUGUGGGAAUAUUUGACAAUAUCCAUGGCAACGAAAAGCUAUACAUGUGUGUUCUGGGUAAACGACUCUUGAAGGAUAUCCCACUUGAAAAUUGCACAAAGGAAGACUCCUUCAUGCGCGACAUAUACUGCCCAGAUGGUAAAUGCGAGGAAUACUUCCUAGCUAACAACGUGACCAAAGUCAAGGGAAUCAAGGGAUUGGCUAGUGGAGUUUUCUACGACAACAUUUGGCCCUCGUUUUUGGAGAACGGCCAGUUCAUAUCCUAUGGAAAGAAUGCUGUUGACAUCGAGAACACCAGUGGCCAGUCUUACAAUCAAAUCAUGGCCGAUAUUACCACCUCGUUCACCCUCCUUAUCGGCAUCUUCUUCCCAUCGGUCACAGGCAUUAUGGCUGGAUCCAACCGAUCGGGUGACCUGGCUGAUGCCCAGAAAAGCAUACCCAUCGGAACGAUAUGUGCCAUUCUGACCACCAGCACAGUUUACUUAUCCAGCGUUAUGUUCUUCGCUGGCACAGUGGAUAACCUCCUGCUGAGGGAUAAAUUCGGUCAGUCCAUCGGUGGCAAAUUGGUCGUGGCCAACAUCGCCUGGCCUAACCAGUGGGUCAUUUUGAUUGGCUCUUUCUUGUCCACCUUGGGAGCUGGUCUGCAAAGUUUAACCGGUGCCCCCCGCCUGCUGCAGGCGAUUGCCAGGGAUGAGAUUAUUCCCUUCCUGGCUCCCUUUGCCAAGUCCUCCAGUCGUGGCGAACCCACCCGGGCACUGCUCCUAACCAUCGUCAUUUGCCAGUGCGGCAUUCUCUUGGGAAAUGUGGACUUGCUGGCACCGCUGCUGUCCAUGUUCUUCCUCAUGUGCUACGGCUUUGUUAACCUGGCUUGCGCCGUGCAAACCCUGCUGAGGACUCCCAACUGGAGACCCCGCUUCAAGUUCUACCACUGGAGCUUGUCGCUGAUCGGCCUGACGCUGUGCAUAUCAGUCAUGAUCAUGACCUCCUGGUACUUCGCACUGAUUGCCAUGGGAAUGGCCAUCAUCAUCUACAAAUAUAUAGAGUACCGAGGUGCCGAGAAGGAGUGGGGUGAUGGCAUUCGUGGAAUGGCCCUUACCGCCGCCAGGUACUCGCUCCUCCGCCUGGAGGAAGGCCCACCGCAUACGAAAAAUUGGCGUCCCCAAAUUUUGGUGCUUUCGAAGCUCAACGAUAACCUCUUGCCAAAGUAUAGGAAGAUAUUCUCCUUUGCCACCCAGCUGAAAGCUGGCAAGGGAUUGACGAUUUGUGUGUCUGUGAUAAAGGGCGACCACACCAAGAUAACCAACAAAGCCGUGGAUGCCAAGUCCACGCUGCGCAAGUACAUGACCGACGAGAAGGUGAAGGGAUUCUGCGAUGUUCUGGUGUCCCAGCAGAUCGGCGAGGGACUCAGUUCGGUUAUUCAAACCAUCGGACUGGGAGGCAUGAAGCCCAACACUGUCAUCAUCGGAUGGCCUUACAGCUGGCGGCAGGAGGGCAGGAAUAGCUGGAAGACCUUCAUCCAAACGGUCCGCACAGUGGCCGCCUGCCACAUGGCUCUCAUGGUGCCCAAGGGCAUCAACUUUUACCCAGAAUCAAACCACAAAAUCGGUGGCAACAUUGAUAUCUGGUGGAUUGUCCACGACGGUGGUCUGCUCAUGUUGCUGCCCUUCCUGCUGAAGCAACACCGCACUUGGCGCAAUUGCAAGCUAAGGAUCUUCACAGUUGCUCAAAUCGAGGACAACUCGAUUCAAAUGAAGAAGGAUCUAAAGACAUUCCUGUACCAUCUCCGAAUCGAGGCAGAUGUCGAAGUUGUUGAGAUGAACAACAGCGAUAUUUCCGCUUACACCUACGAGCGGACUUUGAUGAUGGAACAGCGUAAUCAGAUGCUGAGAGCAUUAGGUUUAAAUAAGAAAGAAAACUCCAAAGUGGUUCAGACUAUAAUGGACUUUAAGGAAACACCCAGUGAUAAUAAAUUGUCUUUGGUUCAAACAAUUGUAGACCACCAUUAUGACGCCACCAAAACGGCGUCUAAAGUUCGCUUCGCCGAUCCAACUAUAGAAGAAAUACAACAUCACGAUUCUCAGAACGACGAGAAACGUAACUCAAUUGAUUUGGAUGGUCCCGAAAAUGCGGACACACCCGAAACUACUUCUAACAAGGAUGAAUCGACAGAGAAAGCCGACGGAGACUUUAAGUCCAGUGUGAAACCGGAUGAGUUCAAUGUUCGUCGCAUGCACACAGCAAUAAAACUAAAUGAAGUUAUUGUAGAAAAGUCACAGGAUGCCCAGUUGGUCAUAAUGAAUUUACCUGGACCACCUAGGGAAGUGAGAGCGGAGCGUGAAAGCAAUUAUAUGGAAUUUCUGGAGGUAUUAACAGAGGGCCUUGAAAAAGUGUUAAUGGUUCGUGGAGGAGGCCGAGAAGUUAUAACAAUUUACUCUUAAGAGCAUUAAUCGCUCAGUUUUAUAAGAGUUCGCAACACUAGACAAGUUUAAGAAUCAAUCAAAUUUUUAAAAGAAGGUUAUUAAUUUGUUAUAUUCAAUCAUAUGUCCAAAUAUUUUAUUUUUACGUAAAUAAAAUAUCAAAAAAUUGUAACAAUAAGAAA